CCAUGUUCAACCAGUGGGUGUCGCUAAUGAUCUCCUCGUCUGUGGGUGAUUCGGAGGAAAAGGAACCGAAGAAGUGAACUUUGUUUGGACGAAGAUGUUGGUUAGAAAAUGACAGCUGUGCUGUCUGGUGUUGCCAGGCGGUGACUGAGUGACGGAUGCCGCCAUCAUGAUGCUGAGCAGCAGUGCCCUGCUUGUAGCCUUUCUGUUGUCCCAGGCCCAAGGCUUCCUGAGUUCCUCUGAGGACGACGACCUCCCCGAAAACUGGGUGCUGCUUCACGUAGUCCAGGGCCACAUCGGCGCCGGCAACUACAGCUACCUGCGCCUCAACCACGAUGGCCGAAUCAUCCUGCAUAUGCAGAGCCUCAAGGGCGACGCGGACCUCUACGUUUCGGACAAAACCCUGCGCCCGAGCUUUGACACCUACAAGCUGCAGUCGGUCACCUGCGGACACGACAUGGUGGUGGUGCCAGGGGAUUUCUCCAGGCCCGUGGGCAUCGGCAUCUACGGCCACCCGUCCCACAAGGAGAGCGAGUUUGAAAUGCGAGUGUUUUACGAUCAGACGGUUCCCCCUGACCUGUUCGAUAAGGGCUCUUACACUUCAGAAAACGGACAAAAGAAACAGAAAUCAGAAGAGGCAGAAGAGGAGGACGACUUCCAGGAAGAGGAGUCAAUCUUUUGGACAAUUCUAAUCGGACUUUUGAAGAUUAUACUUGAGAUUUUGUUUUGAGAAUAGUUUUCUUCAGUGCUGCUCAGACUCAGAUUUUUGUUUUGGCUUCAGUCAACCUUUAAUGAGAUUAUUUUCUUAAAAUGAGAAAAUGUCACACCAAACUCCAGUGAGACUUCUGGCGUUUUAAUUACUUUACUUGAAACCAAACGUACUUACUUGAUUUAAAAACGGUGAAAUCAGUUUACAGUCUGUAUGUUUGGUGAUAAGCAGAGUAACAUGGGCCUGUCAGAUUCAGCACAUCUUGUCUUAACUCGGCAUAUCAACACCUCAAAGGAUGAGAACCAUUUUGAAAUUUAAAAAAAGGUAUACAUACAUUAUUUGUCUUUGGGAUAAAGGGAGUUAGAUGUUAUUAUUGGACAUAAAGAAAGGCCUGAAAGUGAUUGAAAAUGCUGUAAUGAUUCUCAAUUUACUGUUAACAUUAUUUUUUCCUUUAAUUUAGACUCUAAAUAGGAGCCUCUUAAGGUAUUUCUGUUAACAUCAGUAGCAGCAUUUCAUUUUGUUUUAAUCACUCGAUUUGUUUUUUGAUUAUUGUUUCCCCGCCUGUUGGACAAGCUCCUGGUUUUUAAAACAUCUCCUCCUGCGUUUUUGGAGUUCAGUAACGAGUAACCGUGCUACCACUGAGCAGAAAUGUUCAACAGUGCCUUCACAAGAGCCGUCUUCUGCAGGAGGAACAGCCGCUCUCCUGUUUCCAGAGAUGCGUCAAUCAGGUUUCUAAAUAAAGCAGUUUUACUUCUGACUGUUCAAACAUG
Molecule: messenger RNA, 1476 nt
Organism: Eleginops maclovinus (Patagonian blennie)
Lineage: Eukaryota; Metazoa; Chordata; Actinopteri; Perciformes; Eleginopidae
Gene: c5h6orf120
Product: chromosome 5 C6orf120 homolog
Exons: 2
Coding region: 167-727 (186 amino acids)
Source: RefSeq, a predicted model, not a curated record